UCCCGGCGCCGGGCUUCCUUUGUCGCACGGACCUAUAGUUCCGGCCGUGGCGCGCGGGCGGAAAGUUUACGCGGACGGACUGUGCCGGCGAUGGGCUCGGGAGGUGUGUUUGCUGAUGGACCCAAAUGCAUCAGUAAGGAGAAAGAGCCAGCUCUAGAGGUGUCUGCAGAGAAGGCAAGGCUGCCAGCUAUGGUCACCCAUUCCAGUGUUACAGCAAAUUUCAUGGGCCAGAAGUGCUUUCUUAAACCUGAUCUAAAUCUGUCCUGUUUCCAGGUGAGGGUAGUACUCCCUAUGAUCCCCAACUUUGAAUAACACAAAGGCCGCUAUGCAUGAAUGGGACUGCCAGGAGAGCUGAAUAAACUCUGUAUGUGGGCAGAGGCAUAGGAGUCCCUGGUAUCUCUGCUCGAAUGAGCACUUCUCUGUUUUUAGCUGUCUGUUUGCAUUCUGACUGGGAACAUUGGGAUCGUUUUCAUCAUGCCAACAGUGGUGGUAAUGGACGUAUCCCUUUCCAUGACCCGACCUGUGUCUAUCGAAGGGUCUGAGGAAUAUCAGCGCAAGCACCUCGCAGCCCAUGGUUUGACAAUGCUGUUUGAGCACAUGGCCACAAAUUACAAGCUAGAGUUUACAGCCCUGGUGGUUUUUUCAUCACUCUGGGAGUUGAUGGUGCCCUUCACAAGAGAUUAUAACACCUUACAGAAACAGGUUGUUCUAGUGACAGAUGGCUGCCUUGGCAUUGGUAGAGGGUCACUGCGUCAUUCCCUAGCUACUCACAGUCAGCGAAGCGAGAGCAACAGGUUUCCACUACCUUUUCCUUUUCCAUCUAAGUUAUACAUCAUGUGCAUGGCAAAUUUGGAGGAGCUUCAGAGCACUGAUUCCUUGGACUGCCUUGAACGUCUCAUAGAUUUAAACAAUGGUGAAGGGCAGAUUUUUACUAUUGAUGGUCCCCUGUGCUUGAAAAAUGUACAGUCUAUGUUUGGAAAACUGAUUGAUCUGGCAUACACACCUUUCCAUGCUGUUCUCAAGUGCGGCCACCUGACUGCCGAUGUGCAAGUCUUCCCCAGGCCAGAGCCUUUUGUGGUAGAUGAGGAAAUCGAUCCUAUCCCCAAAGUCAUUAACACAGAUGAAAAUUCAGCCAAUCAGAUUGCAGGCAAAAUACCCAACUUUUGUGUGCUGCUCCAUGGCAGCCUAAAAGUGGAAGGAAUGGUGGCAAUAGUUCAAUUAGGUCCUGAAUGGCAUGGAAUGCUCUACUCCCAAGCUGACAGCAAGAAGAAAUCAAACCUCAUGAUGUCUCUCUUUGAGCCUGGCCCAGAACCUCUCCCAUGGCUAGGGAAAAUGGCACAGUUGGGUCCUAUUUCAGAUGCCAAAGAAAACCCUUAUGGUGAGGAUGACAAUAAGAGCCCAUUCCCCCUGCAGCCCAAAAACAAACGCAGCUAUGCCCAGAAUGUGACUGUCUGGAUCAAACCCAGUGGCCUGCAGACAGAUGUACAGAAGAUUUUAAGAAAUGCAAGGAAACUACCUGAAAAAACACAGACAUUCUAUAAGGAGUUGAACCGUUUACGAAAGGCUGCCCUGGCUUUUGGUUUCCUGGACCUGCUCAAAGGGGUGGCUGACAUGCUGGAAAGGGAGUGCACGCUGCUGCCCGACACAGCCCACCCUGAUGCUGCAUUCCAGCUGACCCACGCUGCCCAGCAGCUCAAGCUGGCCAGUACUGGCACCUCCGAGUAUGCCGGCUAUGACCACAACAUCACACCUUUGCAGACAGACUUCUCUGGGAGCAGCGCUGAAAGAAUGUGAAGCUGACUUUGGUAGCCUGCCUUCUUUUUCCAUUUCAAGUGAGAAUGAUUUAGGAUAAAAACUUUUCCAAUCUGUUCACCUCUGCAAUACCCACCCAAGGACCUCCCUGAGGCUGCCUCAGAAGCACCACUUGCUGGUUUGAAUGACUGCUACAGUCUGACAAGGGUACUGAAGGGUGGUUGGCUGCCUGGGCUUUGACUUUAGCUUUCCGGGGCUCAGUCUUUUUUAAGCCCAAAGACCCCUGUUGCUCCCACGAUGGGUAGAUCUCCUGAGAAGCUUGAAGGACUGAUGAGCACAGAGCUCUCCCCCUUCCUCAGGAAACCUAAGAAAGGCUCCUCUGGCUUCCUGAGGCAUCUUCUCUCUCAAUCACAAGGACAUUUUCAAGCGCCUAUCCUUGGAAUGAGCAACCCAGACUGUCUGGGACUUGUUAAGUACAAGCCUUAUACCACUAAGUUUCGGAACUUUUCUUAGAACUUGGGCAUAACUUGGGUCUUAGGUGCUUUUGGUAUAUCUUUUAAACAGCAUCCAUAAAUGUAUAAAAUUAUUCCUGUUUCUUCAAGGUUUUUUUUAAUGAAAAUAAAAUACUUGAUUUUCUAUAAAAUGGUUUUACAGGAAAACAAAUGGGUUUUUGCCUUUUGGUCCAUCCUACCUUCUGGAUAUAAUUUCAGCUUCCUGUGUGGCAAACAUUCAUAAAUCAUGAGGGCUCCUUGGGUUCCAUACUAACUUCCUGGUUUCUGACACUGAUUAGGCCUCAUUAUAGAAGCGAGGUUCCAUCCAGGUAGAUUCUGACAGGUCAUUGCAGUCAGCUAUGAUUCCAAUUCACCAGGCAACUUCAUGACCUUGGGCAAGUCCUAUAACUUGUCUAGGUUUUAUUUACAUUGUCAAUGAUUUUCAAAUUGCUCUGUGGCCCACCUAAGGUAUUACUCCCUCCGUCUUCAACCUGAGGAGCCACGUUUGGUUUAACAUGCUGAACUGCUAUAAAUUUUGUCUGAACAGAGGACUUUAUUACUAACAAUGUGCAAACCGUUAGAGUAAAUGAUCUUUAAAACACCAGUUACUAGGAUUUUGACUGCAAAUGUUUAAUAGAAAUAAACAAUCUUUUGCUUUCUCAGACAGCAACAAAAGGGCUUAUAAGAACACAAGAUCCUGCCACAGAUGCAGCAUAAUCUACUGCACAGCUUAUCUGCCCAAUUACACACAGAAAGUCAGUUGAAA
Molecule: messenger RNA, 3009 nt
Organism: Hipposideros armiger (great roundleaf bat)
Lineage: Eukaryota; Metazoa; Chordata; Mammalia; Chiroptera; Hipposideridae
Gene: INTS14
Product: integrator complex subunit 14
Exons: 11
Coding region: 475-1794 (439 amino acids)
Biological process (GO): snRNA 3'-end processing
Cellular component (GO): integrator complex
Source: RefSeq, a predicted model, not a curated record